Messenger RNA from Hippocampus zosterae (dwarf seahorse), 904 nucleotides. Its product is annotated as serum amyloid P-component-like. Lineage: Eukaryota; Metazoa; Chordata; Actinopteri; Syngnathiformes; Syngnathidae. The record is from RefSeq and is a predicted model, not a curated record. Bases 97 to 765 code for a protein of 222 amino acids. The transcript is spliced from 4 exons.
GUACAGAGUCCUUAUCCAUGAAAUCAACAAGGUUCCCUAUAAAUACUGUAAAAAGGGAGCUCACCUCUCUACUCGAAGCUGCACAGUCGAGACAAGAUGGAGAAACUCUUGGUUUUCAUGGUGAUGCUUGCAUCUUGUUAUGCAGAUACACAAGAUCUUUCUGGCAAAGUCCUUGUCUUCCCGAGGGAGACUGCCACAGAUCACGUGAAACUGAUGACACCCAAAACAUCCUUGAGUGCAUACACCAUCUGUCUCAGAUUCAAGACAGAUCUCAGCAGGAACUACGUGCUCUUCUCUCUGGCCACACCGGCGAUGAUCAAUGAUAUUGUGCUCUUCAAGACAAAAGAUGACGGCGUUAUAAGGGUGCACACUCGAGAUGGUUUUGCAGACUUCAAGUCUCUGUCUUUUCCUCCCAACAACUGGCACACCAUGUGCACCACCUGGGACUCUCAAGAUGGCUUUGGUCAGUUGUGGAUGGAUGGCAAAUCCACCGAGAAGAAGUUUAUCCAUUCAGGGCAACCCAUCAGCGGCAAGCCCAUCUCCAUUCUGGGCCAAGAGCAAGACUCCUACGGGGGAGGCUUUGAUGCCACUCAGUCCUUUGUUGGCAUGAUCUCGCGACUUCACAUGUGGGACCGCGUCCUCUCUCCACAGGAGAUCCAAAACUACGAGGACGACUCAUGCUUCACCCCAGGGAACGUGUUCAACUGGAGAGCCCUCGAGCAUGAAGUAGUUGGCAACAUUUUGGUGGAGCAAGAGGUCAUGUAAAAGAAUCUAGCUGUGAAAUAGGAAUUGAAGUUGCCCGUUUUCUACAAAAGUUGAAAUACUGCAUUCACUUUUGUAGAAGACGCGUCCUUCCCAUGAAAAACGUUCAAAGAAUAAAAGAUAUUUCUCAUCCAGACAAAAA